This is a messenger RNA of Sinocyclocheilus anshuiensis, 2828 nucleotides long. RefSeq names its product phosphatidylinositol 3-kinase regulatory subunit alpha-like. Gene Ontology annotation, molecular function: 1-phosphatidylinositol-3-kinase regulator activity; protein binding. The record is from RefSeq and is a predicted model, not a curated record. Gene Ontology annotation, biological process: phosphatidylinositol phosphate biosynthetic process; insulin receptor signaling pathway. The transcript is spliced from 16 exons. Lineage: Eukaryota; Metazoa; Chordata; Actinopteri; Cypriniformes; Cyprinidae. Gene Ontology annotation, cellular component: phosphatidylinositol 3-kinase complex. The coding region runs from base 616 to 2799 and encodes 727 amino acids.
UGAGAGGAUUCAGUGUGCGGUGACUCGGGUGGAGUCGGCUUUACUGUCGGGAAACGAGCUCAAUCAUUAAGUUAAAGUAUUUUUAAAAAACACUCAAUUAGCGUGUUGAAAUUUAUCUUACCUCUGGAUGUUACUUCGCCAAAUACGCGUCGUAUGAGGUGUGUUUUAUAGCGGUUGUGGUGAGUGGAUUUGUUGGAGAGCUGCGUAAACUGGAGUUACGGGAAGCGAAGGAGAUUUUCUCGGCCCUGGUUUUCAUGAACGGGCCCCUUACAACUUACUAAAGUUCGCAGAUAUACUUCAGCUGCUCUCUAUUUUCACCAUUCCCCGGUUCGAGUUACUCUGUGAGAUUCACAGGAUAAGGCCUCACACAGAUGGGAAGAGUGUGUAUAAAGCACCUUGAAGGUGCACCCAAUCAUUGGACUAUUAGUUUUACAUAAUCCACUCAUCCUUAGAGACUACAGUGUGUAUGAUGUUAAUAAAGGCUUAAAGUCACAGGGAGAGAAAAAAAAAACUUUUUUUGACUCUUGCCUCACAUCCAAAUAUUGGUUCAAAGAACCUUUGUAAAUGAUCAUUAUCAUUUUUGUGACACCAAAAGUUUGAGACGACACCAUCAGAAUGAGUGCAGAAGGAUAUCAGUACAGAGCGCUGUAUGACUAUAAGAAAGAGAGGGAGGAGGAUAUUGACCUGCAUGUAGGGGACAUUCUUACAGUCAAUAAAGGUGCACUACUCACAGUUGGUUACACUGAGGGGAUGGAGGAGAGACCAGAUGAAAUCGGAUGGCUGCCUGGCUUUAAUGAAACUACUCAGGAAAAGGGGGACUUUCCUGGUACGUACGUGGAGUUCAUCGGCAAGAAAAAGAUUUCUCCACCAACUCCCAAACCAAGACCCCAAAGGCCUUUACCGGUGGCCCCAGGGCCCGCAAGGCCAGACUCGGACUCUGAGCAAAGCUCGAGCGCUCUGGUUGACCUGACGGAGCAGUUCACACCUCCAGAGGUAGCACCGCCCAUGCUUCUCAAGCUCCUUGAGGCCAUCGAGCGGAAAGGUCUAGACAACCCUACACUCUACAGAAACUUCACUGCUGGAGGAGGGCUGGAUGUCAGACAGUGCUUUGAUAGUGACCCUGCCUCGGUGGAUCUUGAGCAGAUGGACCUUCAGAUGUUGUGUGAUGGUCUGAGGAGGUAUCUUCAAGAUCUAGCUCAGCCUGUCAUCCCCUCUGUGGUCUACAGCGAGAUGAUACGCAUUGCUCAAGAAGUGCAGGGUACAGACGAAUGCGCACACCACCUGCGGCUGGUGGCCAGCUCCUCUGCACUUCCUCCGCAGUACUGGCUGACCCUGCAGAGCUUGCUGCACCACUUCUCCCGUGUAUGCCAGGCCUCAGCUGCCAACCUGCUUAGUGCUCGUGCCCUCGCUGAGAUCUUCAGCCCGGCACUCUUCAGACAACAGACCACCAGCUGUGAGCCCAGCCCAGAGGCACACAUUCGGAUAAUUGAAGUCCUGGUGACCAGCGAAUGGAGUGACAGUCAGGCGGCUCCAGCACUACCUCCCAAGCCACCCAAACCAACGUCUGUCACUAACAACGGUAUGAACAACAACAUGGCUCUGCAAGACGCUGAAUGGUACUGGGGGGACAUCUCCAGGGAGGAGGUCAACGAAAAGCUUAGGGACACUGCUGAUGGUACAUUUUUGGUCCGAGAUGCCUCCACUAAAAUGCAUGGGGAUUACACACUGACAUUGAGGAAAGGAGGUAACAACAAGCUGAUCAAAAUCUUCCAUCGUGAUGGAAAAUACGGCUUUUCAGACCCACUAACCUUCAACUCUGUGGUUGAGUUGAUCAACCACUAUCGGCACGAAUCUCUCGCCCAGUACAACCCCAAACUAGAUGUGAAACUACUGUAUCCUGUUUCCAAGCACCAACAGGAUCAGGUGGUAAAGGAGGACAAUAUAGAAGCUGUUGGGAAGAAGUUGCACGAAUACCACCAGCAGUACCAAGAAAAGAACAGAGAGUACGACCGACUCUAUGAGGAAUACACUAGAACAUCACAGGAAAUACAAAUGAAAAGGACUGCUAUUGAAGCUUUUAAUGAGACCAUAAAGAUCUUUGAAGAGCAGUGCCAGACGCAAGAACGGUACAGCAAAGAAUAUAUUGAGAAGUUCAGGAGAGAAGGCAAUGAGAAGGAAAUCCAAAGGAUAAUGGUCAACUAUGAGAAGUUAAAAUCGCGCAUCAGUGAAAUUGUGGACAGCAAACGUCGUCUUGAGGAAGAUCUGAAGAAGCAAGCGGCGGACUACAGAGAGAUCGACAAGCGGAUGAACAGCAUUAAGCCUGACCUCAUCCAGCUCAGAAAGACCAGGGAUCAGUACCUCAUGUGGUUGACACAGAAAGGGGUCCGACAGAAGAAACUCAACGAAUGGUUGGGAAUCAAAAACGACAACCAGGACGAUCAAUACUCAAUGGUGGAUGACGAUGAAGAUUUGCCACACCAUGACGAACGCUCCUGGAAGCUGGGUAACAUUAACCGCAUCCAGGCAGAGGCCCUGCUGCGGGGCAAGAGAGACGGAACAUUCCUGGUCAGGGACAGCAGCAAAGCUGGAUGUUACGCCUGUAGUGUUGUUGUGGAUGGUGAGGUCAAGCACUGCGUCAUCAACAAGACACCCACAGGAUAUGGCUUCGCUGAGCCCUACAACCUUUACAGCUCUCUGAAAGAACUGGUCUUGCACUACCAGCAUACGUCCCUGGUUCAGCACAAUGACUCUUUGAAUGUCACGUUAGCAUACCCAGUCUACGCACACCAGAGGCGGUGAGGACUCGUGAACACACCCUUGGGACUCGU